AUGAUGCCCCUGAGUAUUGCCGUUAUUGCUCUGUCAGUCCUGGGCCUAGUGUCCGGCGAGGACAGCUGCUUUGCCACCGCUUCUGACAAAUGUGAAAACUUCAACAGGGGUCGGAUUUCUACAGUGAUGAAUGGCGGAAUCGUGGAUUACACAGCUGCCUGUGAAUCCAUCAAGAAACGAGUGGCGUGUGGGAUCGAGGCGGAAUGUGAAGAGGGACCCUGGGACCCAACGGACGACUUCCUGUCCUACAUGUUACAAUUCACGGAGGAGAGUGGGUUGUGUGGUGGAGAGAGUCAAGUCAGUGAAUGUGGACGAAGGGUGUCUCAGAAUUGCCUUAACGACCUUGUCGUGGGCAUGAAAGGCAAGGAUGCCUGUUCCUAUUACGGCGACUACGCGGCUUGUUUGAUCCGGGAGACGGUGGGCUGUGAUGAUGAAACCCUCAUGAUCGUCGCCACUCUGAUGAUGGACCAGCUAGCGGAUAAUUACCCCACGGUGGUGGGUGGAACAACCACAGCCAGCUGUCCCAACUGGAGCACCAAGUACGCCAAGUUUGUUGUUAAGAAAUAAACAUAUGAGCUUACUGUGACUUUCUGUAACUUGUCCUUACACCUUGUCACUCAGAGAAGCUCUUUCAUAUUUUA
Molecule: messenger RNA, 641 nt
Organism: Liolophura sinensis
Lineage: Eukaryota; Metazoa; Mollusca; Polyplacophora; Chitonida; Chitonidae
Exons: 3
Coding region: 1-567 (188 amino acids)
Source: RefSeq, a predicted model, not a curated record